Molecule: messenger RNA, 1244 nt
Organism: Puntigrus tetrazona (Sumatra barb)
Lineage: Eukaryota; Metazoa; Chordata; Actinopteri; Cypriniformes; Cyprinidae
Product: transmembrane emp24 domain-containing protein 7
Exons: 4
Coding region: 142-771 (209 amino acids)
Biological process (GO): intracellular protein transport; Golgi organization; endoplasmic reticulum to Golgi vesicle-mediated transport
Cellular component (GO): endoplasmic reticulum-Golgi intermediate compartment; Golgi apparatus; endoplasmic reticulum
Source: RefSeq, a predicted model, not a curated record
GCAAUGUCGCGGUGACGUUCUGUGACGUAGUUACGCACGUACGUGCAAUGUCAGGGGUCAAACAACUUCCUGCUUCCGGUUAGCUUUCGAGGAAUCUGUGUCUCUCUGUGCUGUGGUGCUUCGGCGGACUCGAGGGAGAACAUGUUGGCCUGGUUUCUGCUGCUGUGCGCGCAGCUGAUGAUCGGCUGGAUCCGCGCCUCAGAGCUCACCUUCGAGCUGCCAGACAACGCCAAGCAGUGCUUCUACGAGGACAUCACCAUCGGCACUAAGUGCACUCUGGAGUUCCAGGUGGUCACCGGCGGUCACUAUGACGUGGACUGUCGUCUGGAGGACCCGGACGGGACGGUUCUUUAUAAAGAGAUGAAGAAGCAGUACGACAGCUUCACCUUCACCGCCUCCAGGAACGGCACGUACAAGUUCUGCUUCAGCAACGAGUUCUCCACCUUCACGCACAAGACCGUCUACUUCGACUUCCAGGUCGGAGACGACCCUCCGCUGUUCCCCAACGAGAACCGAGUGACGGCUUUAACACAGAUGGAGUCGGCCUGCGUCUCUAUUCACGAGGCGCUGAAGUCCGUGAUCGACUACCAGACACACUUCCGCCUGCGAGAGGCUCAGGGCCGCAGCCGAGCCGAGGAUCUGAACACCAGAGUGGCCUUCUGGUCCAUCGGGGAGGCCUUCAUCCUGCUGGUGGUCAGCAUCAGUCAGGUGGUGCUCCUCAGGAGCUUCUUCUCAGACAAGAAAACCACUACGACCCGCGUGGGAUCAUAACUCCUCUGACACUGUCCAAGGGUUUUUAUAUGAAUAUGAGUUAUUUAAAGAAAAGCCUUGAGCUCGUUUUCUCUAGUCCUGUGUGCGAUCCUCAGCUCAUAUCCAGCAGAGUAUUUCAGCGCUGAAAAUUAAACUGCUUUAUUUAUUUUGUGGCUGUGUUGACUCUCUACAUGUAUGUGAAUGUUAAAGGAUGUACAGACACUGUAGACCUGCUUGACACACCGGUGCAGUUUAUACCCAUCAUCAUCAUCAUCAUCAUCAUCACUCAAGAUGUAGUUCAGUCGUCAUGUUUGAAUGCGAGAGAGCUUUAUUUGCUUUAUGUUGUACAAAACAAGCAUCCUUGCUCGUGUUUCCUAGUCGUAAUUUUCUUUUCAUGACAUUGGUGUAAUUGUUUUUUUUUAUUAGGUGUUUAUUUUUAUUAGCGGUGCAUUGAUUCUUGUUUGAAUUGGUUAAUAAAUGUCUGGAGGAACGUC